AUGAGCAUCCAGUACGACACCUGGGACGCCACCAACGCAACCUGGGUCGAGGACGGCGGCCCCGGCCUGUACUGCUUCCACCACCCCAAAGAAUCCCGCUGUGACGAUGUCGACAGCUACUAUCAGUACCGCGUCGACAUGGCGCCCAACGCUGCCUUCCUGGCCAUCUUUGGCGCCUCCAUGGUCGGCUACAUCAUCACCUGGAUCAUCACCCGCCGCGGCACGGCCUUCAACAUCGCCCUGCUGCUCGGGCUGACCUGCGAGAUUCUCGGAUACGCUGGUCGUGUCAUGAGUGCUAACAAUCCGUGGGACGAGAAUGGCUUCCUUAUUCAGAUUUGCUGUCUUACCAUUGGGCCUGCCUUUAUGGCCGCCGGCAUCUAUCUCUGUCUACGACGUAUUGUCUCGGCAUUUGGACCGGAGAACUCGAGACUUCCUCCAGAGUACUACACUAGAAUUUUCAUCCCCUGCGAUGUCAUCUCUCUCGUCCUCCAGGCACUCGGUGGCGCCAUGGCCUCCGUCUCCUCCCACAACAACGAAUCGGCCGACACCGGCUCCAACAUCAUGAUCGCCGGCCUGGCCUUCCAGGUCAUCACCAUCUUCGGCUUCAUCGUCGCCUCUGCCGACUUCGCCUUCCGUACCGUCCGCCGCUACCGCGCCAUGGGCGACAACGCGCUCGACCAACGUCCCGAAGUCGCCCGCGUCCGCAACUCACGCCUUUUCAAGGCCUUCCUCGGUGCGCUCAGCCUCGCCACCAUUUGCAUUCUCUGGCGUAGUGCCUUCCGUGUCGCCGAGUUGUCCGACGGCUGGGAGGGUCCUAUCAUGGGCGACCAGGGCAUGUUUAUCGGCUUUGAGGGUGUCCUGAUCGUCGUCGCCGUCUGGGCUCUCAACAUUUUCCACCCGGCCUUUUGCAUGAAGGAGCUUCUCGAGCUCGAGGACGGUGGUCUCAAGGGUCUAUGGUGCUUCCGCGGCCGCAAGGAGAAGAAGUCCAAGAGCGAGGGCGAGACCGCCAGCGACAGCCAAAGCUAA
This is a messenger RNA of Ilyonectria robusta, 1026 nucleotides long. RefSeq names its product RTA1 like protein-domain-containing protein. Lineage: Eukaryota; Fungi; Ascomycota; Sordariomycetes; Hypocreales; Nectriaceae. The record is from RefSeq and is a predicted model, not a curated record. Gene Ontology annotation, cellular component: fungal-type vacuole; plasma membrane. Bases 1 to 1026 code for a protein of 341 amino acids. The transcript has 2 exons.